UUUGGAGGAAGUGAGCAGAGCUCAGCUAGCAGCUAGCACGGUUAGCUUGACAGGGGAAAGCAAAGCAUCAACGGGAACGAAACCGAACAUUGUACCAAAUCGCUUCUGUUACACGAAGGGAGGGAUAUAUCGGCAGUGGCAGUGUCGAUUUUGAUAAGCAGGCUUAGCUGCGAGGCUAGCUAUCGGAGAAUAUUGAGCUGUUGAUGCGCUAAAAAGUGUUGUUUUCUGACGGUUUACAGGAUCUGUUAGCCUGUUAGUUAGCCUAGCUAGCGCUCCCAACUGAGGCAGAAGAAAAGUCCCACUUUUGAUCUUUUCUACCGCAGGAUCAUCGCCCAGCUGUGGCACAAUGACGUCAAGGAAGAAAGUUCUACUCAAAGUCAUCAUCCUCGGAGACUCCGGAGUUGGGAAGACCUCGUUGAUGAACCAGUAUGUGAAUAAGAAGUUCAGUAACCAGUACAAAGCCACAAUAGGCGCUGAUUUCCUGACGAAAGAAGUCAUGGUGGAUGACAGACUCGUCACAAUGCAGAUUUGGGACACAGCCGGUCAGGAGAGGUUCCAGUCUUUAGGCGUAGCGUUUUACCGCGGAGCCGACUGCUGCGUCCUGGUGUUCGACGUCACGGCACCAAACACCUUCAAGACCCUGGACAGCUGGAGGGACGAGUUCCUGAUCCAGGCCAGCCCCCGAGACCCCGAGAACUUCCCCUUCGUGGUGCUGGGCAACAAGAUUGACUUGGAGAACAGACAGGUAACCACCAAGCGAGCACAGGCGUGGUGUCAAAGCAAGAACAACAUCCCAUAUUUUGAAACAAGCGCCAAGGAGGCGAUCAACGUGGAGCAAGCCUUCCAGACUAUUGCACGCAACGCCCUUAAACAGGAGACCGAAGUGGAGUUGUACAACGAGUUCCCCGAGCCGAUAAAGCUGGACAGGAACGAGCGAGCCAAGCCGUCAGCGGAGACCUGCAGCUGCUGAGGACUCUGAAGAUCUCCAGGGGUUUGGGGGGGGAUCCCCGUCACUUCCCUGUCUUGCCUUGUCUAUAUAUCCCUUAUCCCAUGGGCCACUGUGUUUAACCCUAAUGCCCAACAAACAAGGAGCAUCCCACUCAUUGAGUAUACUACACACACACAGGCAUUCUGCACUCACCUCCUUAUGUAUACAACACACACAUUUUCUAUAAAAUAUCAGUCUCCUAGCCCAAAGAACACCCUAAGGAAACAUCAUGGAGUUUACUUGUAUGAUGCUUAUUACUUCCCAGUUUUCCCCCAUGUACUUUUCCAUGAUGAUGGUGGUGGUGGUUCGGGGUAACCUCAUUUUCGGUUCCAUGCAUAUCGCUGCUUUCACGCCCAGUUUUGGUUCUAACUGCUUUUAUUUGGUCAAUCGAAGCAUUAUAUCUACAUAUUUGUGUUGAUGAGUAAAAUUAGAAAAAACUAAUGUUUAGUUGUUGGGCUUUUUUUCAUCAGUUUCUUAAACAAGUGGUGGUUGUUUUCUACUUUCACGGCCCGCCACUGCUGCAUGAAUGGAAGAAAAACACUGCUCCCCCAUUUUACUAAUUUGUGUUGUGGCUUAAUUUUGUUUAACUUUAAAAAAGAAAACACUUGUUACCGUGUUUUCACUUUACCUCAUGCAAUCUAUAAAGAAAUCAGUUGGUAGUGAAGGAUCAGAAUGUGUGAAGGUGGGUCACACUCAUAUGCUGUCUGCUGGUUAAUUGGGACAGAAUUAGAAAUCCAGCUCCGUGAUUGGUCCGUCAGUGUGUACAGAAUUCAGAUUUUUCUUUUUGCACUUUGCUGUAAUCCACAAUUACUGAUGACAUCUCAUUUUUGGAGCCACACUAAACGCAUUUGUAGCUCAGGUUGAGGACAUUUGUGUGACUGGGCUCCUAACACGCUGUUUGUCCACUGGAGGAAGUGAAGGUGCAUCUCAUACCCGCUUGUUUUUGGUACAUUUGACGUGGGAAUUAACCAAAUGAAGACAGUAUGUCAUUCUACCUGAGCAGAGGUCUUUCUCAUCACCAUUCAUAACUGAUGCUAUUAGUUAGUUUCUUUUUACUGUAAACUAUUGCAAGACUUUGUAUAUUUGCAAACCUCUCAAUCAUUGUGUGGGGGAGGCAAAGCGUGGUGUUGUAAUUCUCCAUAUCCGACUCUGCCAGUCGCUCGUUGGCCAACGAUUUAAGUGCUUGACAUUUCUUUUAACCGAUCAGACCUUUAACUGUCUGUUCAUAUUAUGUUAAAACUUUGAAAUGCAUUAUA
Molecule: messenger RNA, 2244 nt
Organism: Notothenia coriiceps (black rockcod)
Lineage: Eukaryota; Metazoa; Chordata; Actinopteri; Perciformes; Nototheniidae
Gene: rab7a
Product: RAB7a, member RAS oncogene family
Exons: 6
Coding region: 347-970 (207 amino acids)
Biological process (GO): endosome to lysosome transport; phagosome-lysosome fusion
Cellular component (GO): phagocytic vesicle; late endosome; lysosome
Molecular function (GO): GTP binding; GTPase activity
Source: RefSeq, a predicted model, not a curated record